Topomyia yanbarensis is the source of this 4682-nucleotide messenger RNA. Its product is annotated as zinc finger protein ztf-16-like. Bases 1552 to 3534 code for a protein of 660 amino acids. Lineage: Eukaryota; Metazoa; Arthropoda; Insecta; Diptera; Culicidae. The transcript has 4 exons. Gene Ontology annotation, molecular function: RNA polymerase II cis-regulatory region sequence-specific DNA binding; DNA-binding transcription factor activity. The record is from RefSeq and is a predicted model, not a curated record. Gene Ontology annotation, biological process: regulation of transcription by RNA polymerase II.
AACAGUGUAAUCCCAGAGUACCCCCGUUUCGAGACGGCAGCGGUCUUGACUCGGCGAGUGCCUAGAACUCGGUUUUGUUGUGUGCGCCGCACACGUCUUCCUACAGGGAAAAGGAAGGUAGUACGUUAGGUGCGAGGACAUUUGGAGAGUUAGGAAUCCGGGUGCAGUCGGAAUUUGCUACAGUGACGGUCGUCUUCGUCAGGAUUUGCUCUUCUGUUCAGUGUAGAGUGGUGUGGCUGUUCUAGUUCGGUCGGUCGGUGAAUAGAACGAGGCCAACUGCGUUGACGAAAGGAUGGAUUACUUCCCAAUCAGGAUACGCUGGGCGGUAUGAUCAGUCCCGGAAUCGGUGGUUCAUCCAUUUGGUGGUGCUUGUGGCAAAAAAAAGAUUUUUUUUUUUGGUUUUCAAACAAAUUCUGAAUCUCGGGUUUCACUAGAUGGCCUACGUUUUUGUUAAAUAAUAAAAAUACACACACACAGGAAUUACGGUGGCAAUGUUAAAAUACCUCAGCUGGAAGACCAGAGAAACACCCAAGGAUUACAGUGAUUAGAAAAAAAACCUACAAAUCAGAACCUGAAACUGUGAUAAAGUGAAAUUGACGAAAAUUUACAAAUCUAAAUCAGUGGAAAACCAUUCCCGGAAAGUUAUUUUCGCCUCGAAAUCAUACAUAAAUCAAAUCGAAGAAACAAGUGGAAACCUCAUAGUACAAAAUCCAGAUGAAUUUAUUUAACUAGGAAUAUAGUGAAAGAUUGAAGUUUGGGAUUUUUGAUUUCUGAAAAAUAGUGUACCGAUCCGUAAUAGAAAAAGUGGAAAACACGCAAAAAAAAUAUACAUAUACUGAAAAAAGAGAAGCGGUGUCCCCCGAAAAAAAACAAGUGCACGAGCGAGAAGGAGCGAUUCUUUGCACCAAAGUGAAGCAACAAAAGCAAAAAAAGUAGUGACACAAUUUUGAUUAAAACUCACACUCAAGACAAACCAUCCGAUCCGGGGCCGGGGCGAGUUUCUAAUUUCUCAAUCAGUUAAUGAAGUAAGAUUUCGAAAAAGAAAAAAAAACGAAUGAAAAGGCAGUAGGAAAAAUAACAACACCAUCGUCGUCGUCCGUGGAGCGAGCGGUACAGAAAAAUCCAGUGGAUUGCUGCUGCUGGUGCUGCCCGCGCGCUGUGUGUUGGUUGGUUUCAAGACGGUGUUGAGUUCGGUGGGAUUUGCAACACUCCAAGUUUUUCGUAAUUUCUGACCUAUUGAGGAACGAAGUGUGGCGCGGAGUGGGAAAAAUUGCUACCGAGCGCACCAGCGGACCUCGUGUUGGAGAGCCCCAGGAAAAGUGGGCUCCACAGCACCCUUCGCCGCCACCACCUGGCCAACCACGUGGUAUGCUUCUGCUCCACCGGUGAGUGCCCGACGACGAUCUUGUCGCGUGCGUUCGAGUGAGACGGCUGCAGAUCCUUCGGCGAGCAGCGGAAAAUCGAGUAUUUCAGAGAUCUCAUCCUGAAUGCCGCAAAAACUAUUGUCACGCGAGGAAGCCCUAAACAUUCACCAUCCUCGUCCGGAGUAUAAUGUCCACUGGUGAACCAGACUCAGCUGGUUCCCAUGGCUUAGGACGAGCGGUAAGUUUAGGCGGGGGCUCCUCGACCACAUCCUCCACUACCUCGUCGCAUCCCGUAAUGGAGCCCCCAGCGAGUAUCAUUAUGAAAGCGAAGGACGAGCCUGAUUGUGAUACGGAACGAAACGUAGAUUCCAGCAUGGACAGCAGCGCACUAGCUAACUGUCUGUCGACGACGAUAUCGGCCCUGCGGGCCAGUCGCAAUGCCAGCAACAACGAUGCAAACCGGGGCAACAGCAUCGACGAUAAUCUGUCGGAUAAUUCCGAAUCAACGACAACCAGCUCGGCGGCUGCCCAGCUGCUCGAGAACCUCAAAAACAACCUGAACAACAACAACAACUCUAGUGCAAUUAACAACAACAACCCGUUGCAUGCAAACAACAACAACAACAAUGGCAACCGGAAACUGUUCGAAUGCGAUGUGUGCAAUAUGAAAUUCUCCAACGGCGCUAACAUGCGUCGACACAAGAUGCGUCACACCGGCGUCAAACCGUACGAAUGCCGCGUCUGUCAGAAACGAUUCUUCCGCAAGGACCACCUAGCGGAACAUUUUACCACGCACACCAAAACACUGCCCUACCAUUGCCCGAUAUGUAAUCGAGGUUUCCAGCGACAAAUCGCUAUGCGUGCCCAUUUCCAAAACGAACAUGUCGGUCAGCAUGAUCUGGUCAAAACUUGCCCGCUUUGUAGCUACCGUGCCGGAACAAUGAAAUCCCUGCGAGUGCACUUUUUCAAUCGGCAUGGAAUCGACCUGGACAACCCAGGUCCGGGGACGCCCUCCUCCUUGCUACUGGCAUUGGAUCAGCACAAUCCGGCCAACCUGUUACCGGCUCUGGCCGCGAUGAAUGCUGUUAAUGCGUUCAGUGACUCCGGCGACUCGAUGCGAUCCGUGGAUAAUGCCACACCACCGAUGCACUUUCUCACACCGCACGUGGAGAUCUCGAUGGCGGAUAACAACGAAGUGGCCCUCAACUGCAGCCGGGAUGGUCCGAACGGUACCAGCAGUAGUACCAACGGACCGGGCAGCGGCGGUGGUGGUAACAAUGACCGGAACACACCGACCCCAUCGAUAUCCUCGGCGCUGGAUAUACAGGCGAUAGUGCGGCCACCGAAUGGUGGUUCUCCCUCGUCACCGCACUCAGCCGACUCCAACGCACCCUCCAGUUCCCACUCGUCCUCCAUGCUUCCAUCUCUAGUACAAAGCUCAAGGCAUAUUAUUUUUGAUAACUCUAUUACACCGUCAAUCAGCUUAAUUCCUAUUAAACAGGAACCAACGACAAACGAUGAGUACAAUGAAACCAAACCACGAUGCAACAGCAGCAUGGAUAAUCCGUCGUGUAACAUAAGCAACUCGAGCGACAGUGUGACACCGUCCUCCAGUCUUACUUCGCUGAUAAAGGUGUCCCCCCUGAAGUCGCUUCUCCGCGAGGAUCUCAAACGGCGAAUCUCGGCCCGGGCCACGAGCCGUGCCAGCCGCAACGGGCUGCUCACCUCUCCCAAUCCGGCCAGCAGCAGUCCGAUACCGAACAGUUGCAACGCUACCUCGUCUCCGGCGGCGGAGUGCGGUACCUCCUCGAGCAGCUCUAGCAGCAGCAGCAGUAGCAGCAGCAGCGGCAUCGGCACCAGCGUCAACGGAACAUUGAGCAGCAGUAGCAUCAGCAGCAACAAUGCCACGGCCGUGGCCGUCGCAACUACCUCAAACGGUACCAUCACGUCGACUGGACCGGAAACGGACAUGCUGCUGUCCGGUGGACCGAAAUCGAAACGGCAUCUGCAGUGUCUGUUCUGCGGGAUCGAGUUCCCGGAUCAGACGCUGUACUUCCUCCACAAGGGCUGCCACAGCGAGAGCAAUCCGUGGAAGUGUAACAUUUGCGGCGAACAGAUGAGCAAUGUGUACGAGUUCAACUCGCAUCUGCUCAGCAAGAGUCAUCAAUGAUGUUAGGCGAGGGAAAGGGAAACAUUUUGCUGGUAAUGUUUCUCUUUUUCUGAACGCUUCCCUUGAAAUCUUGCAACAUCCGGAAUCGAGAUAUUGUUUUUUGUCAAAUCCCAUUGGUUGGACUUCCUAAACUGUUCUGUAAAGUCUUUCGUUUAUAACCUUCUUAUCUAUCCGCUACAGCACAAAGGCAGGCAACGUUUUUGUUCAAGAACUAAGCUAGCAAGGCCAGGGGUAGUCCGCGGUCUGCCUGCAGCCGAUAAAGACAGGGAUAACAGAAAUGUGAACCAGUCGUAACUGACUUUAAAAUGUACGAAGUACUGUUCUAUUAGCUUCCGUCUUAGUUGCUUUUCGCUUAAAUAACCUGGACCCUUCCUGCUAAUUUCGUUAUCUUGAAUACUAAAGCAGACAGGUGGAAGAACAGUUUAAAUCGUGCAACGCAAAUAUAUUAAUAUUUAUUGUCCGUCCAAUAGAAUUUAAAACGCAGCAAAGCGCAAAGGGGAUAAAAUUAACCGGAGAAAAUUUACACACAACACAAAAUAGCCAAAGGUAGUAGAAACGUCAACGGGAGAGGGUGGAGGUCACCACCGGCCCCUCUCCGAACACGGUAGUUACGCGAAGCACGCGUACGCAGAGAAGUCACGGAAACGAUCUGAUUUGUGCACCACAUUUGGCUUUGCACCCUCUCGACCAUCAUGGACUGUAUUUUUUGAGUAGUUCUACUCCGGGGGGACCCACCGCGAAUGCACCUGAAUCAGGGAAUCCCGGAUACAGUGGAACGUGGCCGGUAGGAUUGCAAUACCAGCGGGUCAAAAUGUGGACGACAACGAGUAACUGAAAACAUGCGGAAUUAUUUAAGUCGUAGUGUGCUUUGGAUUGUGAGGUUCUUAAUUCGCAGGUUCCUAUACUGCCUAUGAUCGCAAAUCAGUCCCAUACAGUCGUACGCACACGACGCGACUCCACACCAAAAAAAAAUAUUCGCUAUGGAUUUUGUUCUAGCUAUUCCAACGCGGAAACAGCAAUAGAGUUGGAAAGGGUAGAACAAUAGCCAUAGUGCAUAUUAUUUGUGGUGUGUGUGUGUCCUGUUGCCUCGUGUGCAAACAGCUUAAAGUAAGGAAAUCCAAUAGAAAAUGGAACAAAUAUUGCGCACU